Messenger RNA from Osmerus eperlanus (European smelt), 959 nucleotides. RefSeq names its product peptidylprolyl cis/trans isomerase, NIMA-interacting 1 (gene pin1). The transcript has 4 exons. NCBI's taxonomy places the organism in Eukaryota, Metazoa, Chordata, Actinopteri, Osmeriformes, Osmeridae. The coding region runs from base 77 to 580 and encodes 167 amino acids. Gene Ontology annotation, molecular function: protein binding; peptidyl-prolyl cis-trans isomerase activity. The record is from RefSeq and is a predicted model, not a curated record. Gene Ontology annotation, cellular component: nucleus; cytosol.
AGGCGUUGAUGUGUAAUGUAGCAGAGGUUUGCAGUAGCUAGCUGGCUAGGGGGGCAGCUGAAGUAGGAGGCCCGUCAUGACGUCAACCGGCCCGCACCCUGGGAGGCGUGCCAGGCGGGGUGGUGGGUCGGUAACGGUUGUCAACCGUGACUGUAGAAUGGAUGGUAGGGUGUACUACUUCAACCACAUCACCAACGCCAGCCAAUGGGAGCGUCCGGGUGCGGGGGAGGGGGGCGGGGACCCAGACAAGGUGCGCUGCUCUCACCUGCUGGUCAAGCACAACCAAUCACGUCGCCCGUCCUCCUGGAGGGAGGAGAACAUCACCAGGACCAAGGACGAGGCGCUGGAGCUCAUUCAGAAGUACAUUGAGCAGAUCAGGUCAGGAGAGGAGGAGUUUGAGUCUCUGGCGUCUCAGUUCUCUGACUGCAGCUCUGCCAGGAACGGAGGAGACCUGGGGCUGUUUGGACACGGCCAGAUGCAGAGGGCAUUUGAGGAGGCCUCGUUCGCUCUGAAGGUGGGAGAUAUGAGCGGUCCUGUCUUCACUGACUCAGGAGUCCACAUCAUCCUCCGCACUGGUUGAGCCUGUUGCCAUGAUGAAGCCACACCCCCUGGCCCUGCCCUCCAGAACUCUGGCCCCGCCCACCCCAGACACACCCCUCUGGGCCCUGCCCCUUCCCCUCUUUGCCCCGCCCUCUAUCUUCAUACAAGGUUCUUAAACCCCUCCUUCAUUUAACCCUCAUCCCUCCUUCCCUCACUCACUCCCUCUCUCCAUCAUUCCGCCCUCUUGACUUAAACAUUCUACACCUUUUACCAGAUUACCACCCUGGAGACUGUGUGUGUGUGUGUGUGUGUGUGUGUGUGUGUGUGUGUGUGUGUGUGUGUGUGUGUGUGUGUGUGUGUGUGUGUGUGUGUGUGUGUGUGUGUGUGUGUGUGUGUGUGUGUGUGUGUGUGUGUGAGAU